This is a messenger RNA of Coregonus sp. 'balchen', 17874 nucleotides long. NCBI's taxonomy places the organism in Eukaryota, Metazoa, Chordata, Actinopteri, Salmoniformes, Salmonidae. The record is from the annotation of a GenBank genome assembly.
GUUCAACCCCACGUGUGCAAGGCGCAAGAACUACAGAUACAAUAUCUAACAUUGACUCUAUGACUGGAGAGUAACCCAGGAGAUCAUUAGACUACAAAAGGUAAGCGCUAUGGUAGUUUUUGACAGGAUCCUGUUUAUCUUUUAAAUGUAUGUCCUUUGAUACUUUGAUGACUUUGCUUCCUUAAUACGUCUGUAAACAGAUGCUUUACUUGUAGCGUCAUCGUCUGUUAUGUUAUCCCACGGUCUAGAAUUACACUCUUUCAAGGUUUAAGGUUUGAGGUUUUAAUGCUUCUUCAUGGUACUGUCAAAGAUAAUGAUGUUGUCGCUCUUAAUGCGAUGUUGAAUUUGCUCAUAUUUGUAUUAUUUUCAUGUCAUGCUGAAAUUGUGAUGUGCUACUACAGUACAUUACUAUCACAAAUACAGCCCAUUGGUCAGUUUAGGGUUAAAUACUUGAACAUACACAUCAGCGUUGGUUAAAGAGGCAAUCUGGGAUUGGUACAUCCCUUUUGGACUUAUAAUUAACGAUAGACUUUGAAUCCCAGAUUGCCCAUUUAAAGCGAACACAUGUCUUCCUACAGCAGCAGCAGCCAGUAAUUGCUUAUGUAUUCAAUUAUAAAACAGAGGGAGCAUUUGACCACAAGAACGUUCAACAUAUGUAGCCUACAGUCAUUAUCAAAAAGCACUGUAUCUCUCUCUCUCUGCACAAUAAAUCAUUGUUGAUGAUAAGGCGUUGGCCUUUCUGUCUGUCUGUUUGUCUGUCUGUCUGUUGUUUAGUGUGUCACUUAAUGUGUCAAUGCAGAAGUAACAUACCCACAUACCACAGUGGCAGCUGAAAGCAGCCUCUUUGCUAGCUCAUUGAGUUCGGUCUUAGUGCCAGUAUUGGUUUGUAGUGGUAAAUAGACAGCUACGAAAAAUUAUGUGGAACGUCUAUGUCUGUGUGGGUGGCUGGGUGGGUGGCUGGGUGGCUGGGCUGGCUGGCUGGCUGGCUGGCUGGGUGGGUGGAUGUAUGGGCCUUUGUCAAAGGUGAACAUAGUUUUUUUGAGAAGUAGCUAAACGUGUAGUCUUGCGCACUAGACACUUCGUCCCUAAGCUGUGUUCAAUUGCCUGGGGUCGGGGAUACAAAAUGGGAGACCAUGGGUAGAACAGGAUGGAUUGAGUUGAGUGGCAUGAGAGGAGCAUGUUGUCUCCAAGCCCCCGAUAUGUCACAAUGCCAAGUUUGUUAUUUCCACCCCCAUUAAAAACCCAGAGGUCCUGUCAGGCAAAAUAUAGCAGAAUCAGGAUCCAGAAAAAAACCACUUUGUUUACAUAAAGCAUUUUUUACUUUCAUAUGGAAACAAUACCUACCCCAUUCACCCACCCCUUUCCCUGUUCCUCAUUACAACUUAAUGGAUGGUCUGUUUACUAGUCUGGCAAAACAGAAUAGAGUUUAACUAUACAGGCGUUAGCUAUGCUGGCUGGACAAGAACCCAGAGAGUGAAAGAAAGUUACUGUAUAUUUACUUAAGUUCUAAUCUGGACCAUAAAGUAACGAACAGAACUUGGUUCAAAUGUAUUCCUUACUCCAUACUAUGGAACCUCAAUAUGUCCCUACAUAUGGUAUACUUAUGUUAUUUUGAUGUUCAUACGAGUUAUGGUUGUAGAAGGCCUCUCAAUGUUGGCGAGACGGUGCUCCUAUCUAAACAACAUCCUUGGAGAGAUGAUCUAUUUGGCCAGAGCUGCCUGCUACACAUGUACUGGUGCAUUUUUUACCUAACGUUGGCAUUAAACACUCCCCAUUCUCCAUAUGGACUAACUCAGUAGCUAAGCUGAACAGGCCUCUCUCAAAGAGCAUCAGACUUUGCUUAUGGGAUCAUUUAUUGUGCAGCAUAGCCCUCUGUCUUAAAGGCCCAGUGCAGUCAACAAUGGGAUUUUCCUGUGUUUUAUAUAUAUACACUGAGUAUACAAAACAUUAAGGACACCUGCUCUUUCCAUGACAUAGACUGACCAGAUGAAUCCAGGUGAAAUCUAUAAUCCCUUAUUGAUGUCACUUGUUAAAUCCACUUCAAUCAGUGUAGAUGAAGGGUAGGAGACCGGGUAGCCAUUUCCUACAGUCAAAUUACCUAGUGGCCUCAUGUGUGCAAUGUUAUUAAUAUUUUUCAUAAUUUCAUAUUUAAUAAAAUAAAAUAAAAAAGCUGCCGAAAAUCCGGUGUUUCUAUGUCAAACAGUUUUGUUAUAUUUCAGUCUUAUGUGAUGUACACUACCGGUCAAAAGUUUAAGAACACCUACUCAUUCAAGGGUUUUUCUUUAUUUUUACUAUGUUCUACAUUGUAGAAUAAUAGUGAAGACAUCAAAACUAUGAAAUAACACAUAUGGAAUCAUGUAGUAACCAAAAAAGUGUUAAACAAAUCAAAAUAUAUUUUAUAUUAUUUGAGAUUCUUCAAAUAGCCACCCUUUGCCUUGAUGACAGCUUUGCACACUCUUGGCAUUCUCUCAACCAGCUUUGAGGCAAGCAACACUGAACCAUGUGUGAGAGCACCAGCUGAUCCGGACGACUGUAUGAUCACAUGCUCCGUAGCCGAUGUGAGUAAGACCUUUAAACAGGUUAACAUUCACAGACAGAUUACCAGGACAUGUACUGUGUAAGUGUCUUCACUCCCUGACCCAGUCUGUAAUACCUACAUGUUUCAAGCAGACCACAAUAGUCCCUGUGCCCAAGAAUGCCAAGGUAACCUUUCUAAAUGACUACCGCCGCGUAGGACUCACAUCUGUAGCCGUGAAAUGCUUUGAAAGUCAUGGCUCACAUCAACACCAUCCCAGAAACCCUGGACCCACUCCAAUUCGCAUACUGCCCCAACAAAUCCACAGAUGACGCAAUCUAUUUUGCACUCCACACUGCCCUUUCCCACCUGGACAAGAGGAACACCUACGUGAGAAUGCUGUUCAUUGACUACAGCUCAGCGUUCAACACCAUAGUGCCCUCCAAGGUCAUCACUAAGCUAAGGAGCCUGGGACUGAACACCUCCCUCUGCAACUGGAUCCUGGACUUCCUGACGGGCCGCCCCAGGUAGCAAGGGUAGGUAACAACACAUCCGCCAUGCUGACCUUCAACACGGGGGCCCCUCAGGGGUGUGUGCUCAGUCCCCUCCGGUACUCCCUGUUCACCCAUGACUGUGUGGCCGGGCACGACUCCAACACCAUCAUUAAGUUGCCGACGACACAACAGUGUUAGGCCUGAUCACUGACGACGAUGAGACAGCCUAUAGGGAGGAGGUCAGAGACCUGGCAAUGUGGUGCCAGGACAACAACCUCUCCCUCAACAUGGGCAAGGCAAAGGAGUUUAUCGUGGACUACAGGAAACGGAGGGCCGAACACGCCCCCAUUCACAUCGACAGGGCUGUAGUGGAGAGGGUCGUGAGCUUCAAGUUCCUCGGUGUCCACAUCACUAAGGACCUAUCAUGGUCCAAACACACCAACACAGUCGUGAAGAGGCCACAACAAUGCCUUGUCCCCCUCAGGAGGCUGAAAAGAUUUGGCAUGGGCCCUUAGAUCGUCAAAAGGUUAUACAGCUGCACCAUUGAGAGCAUCUUGACUGGCUGCAUCAUCACUUGGUAUGGCAUCUGCUUUGCAUCCGACCGCAAUGCGCUACAGAGGGUAGUGCGUACGGCCCAGUACAUCACUGGGGCCGAACUUCCUGCCAUCCAGGACCUCUAUACCAGGCGGUGUCAGAGGAAGGCCCUUUCACUGACAAACUGAAAUGGUCCACCCACACAGACAGUGUGGUGAAGAAGACGCAACAGAGCCUCUUCAACCUCAGGAGGCUGAAGAAAUUUGGCUUGGCACCUAAAACCCUCACAAACUUUUACAGAUGCACAAUUGAGAGCAUCCUGUCGGGCUGUGUCACCGCCUGGCAAGGAAACUGCACCGCCCGCAACUGCAGGGCUCUCCAGAGGGUGGUGCGGUCUGUCCAAUUCAUUACCAGGGGCAAACUACCCGCCCUCCAGGACACCUACAGCACCCGAUGUCACAGGAAGGCCAAAAAGAUCAUCAAGGACAUCAACCACCCGAGCCACUGCCAGUUCACCCCGCUAUCAUCCAGAAGGCGAGGUCAGUAGACUGAAAGACAGCUUCUAUCUCAAGGCCAUCAGACUGUUAAACAGCCAUCACUAGCACAUUAGAGGCUGCUGCAUAUAGACGUAGACUAGAAAUCACUGGCCACUUUAAGAAAUGGAACACUAGCCACUUUAAUAAUGUUUACAUAUCUUGCAUUCCUCAUCUCAUAUGGAUAUACUGCAUUCUAUACUAUUCUACUGUAUCUUAGUCCAUGCCGCUCUGUUAUUGCUCUUCCAUAUAUGUAUAUAUUCUUAUUUCCAUUGCUUAUUUAGAUUUGUGUGUAUUGGGUAUAUGUUGUGAAAUUGUUAGAUAUUACUUGUUAGAUUAUUACUGCACUGUCGGAGCUAGAAGCACAAGCAUUUCGCUACACCCGCUAUAACAUCUGCUAAACACGUGUAUGUGACAAAUACAAUUUGAUUUGAUUUGAUUAGAAAAUUGUCAAAGACUCCAGCCACCCAAGUCAUAGACUGUUCUCUCUGCUACCGCACGGCAAGCGGUACUGGAGCCCCAAGUCUGGGACCAAAAGGCUUCUGAACAGCUUCUACCCCCCAAGGCAUUAAUCAGACUGCUGAACAGCUUCUACCCCCCAAGGCAUUAAUCAGACUGCUGAACAGCUUCUACCCCCCAAGGCAUUAAUCAGACUGCUGAACAGCUUCUACCCCCCAAGGCAUUAAUCAGACUGCUGAACAGCUUCUACCCCCCAAGGCAUUAAUCAGACUGCUGAACAGCUUCUACCCCCCAAGGCAUUAAUCAGACUGCUGAACAGCUUCUACCCCCCAAGGCAUUAAUCAGACUGCUGAACAGCUUCUACCCCCCAAGGCAUUAAUCAGACUGCUGAACAGUUAAUCAAAUGGCUACUAUUUAUAAAUGGCCCAGACUAAUUACAUUGACUCCCUUUAUUAUUUAUUUUUGUAUCUUAAUUUCUUUGCAAUGACUCUCUUGCUCUAUGCACAUGCACUAGACUCUACCCACACACUCACACAUGCUACACUGACACUCCAACACACUCACACAUACUACACUGACACUCCAACACACUCACACACACUACACUGACACUCCAACACACACACACACACACACACACACACACACACACUCACACACAUGAAUAUUGACGCCACACACACACUCACACAUCGACACACUUUCACACUCUUCACAUACACUGCUGCUACUCUGUUUAUUAUCUAUCCUGAUUGCCUAGUCACUUUUACCCCUAUCUACAUGUACAUGCUGUAUUAACUCAAUUAUCUCAACUACCUCGUACCCCUGCACAUUGCCUCGGUACUGGUACCCCUUGUAUAUAGCCUCGUUAUUGUUAUUUUAUUGUGUUACGAUUUCUUUUUUUAUUUAGCAAAUAUUUGUCUUACUUUUUAACUCUGCAUUGUUGGUUAAGGGCUCGUAAGUAAGCAUUUCACGGUAAAGUCUACACCUGUUGUAUUCGGCGCAUGUGACCAAUAAAAUGUGAUUUGAUUUGAAUAAUACUGUGAAAUUGUGAAAAUUAUGAUAAUUCCCUUUUAGUGUAAGAGCUUUUUGAAAAGACAGCCUAAAAUGUCAGCCUGUUUUGCUGGGAUGGAGUUUUGGCUUGCCUGGUGACAUCACCAGGCGGUAAAUUAGUUAAUAGACCAAUAAGAAAGAGAGUUCCAAACCAAUAACAGAUAGUUUUCAGUUUCCCCCUCCCCACUCAGACCACUCCCAGACAGUCCUAGCAAAAUUCUUGCUUGAGAAAUUGCUCUUUCCUAAGACGCUAGCUUUGUUUCUUUUUGACCAUUUUAAUUGAAAACAAUCACAGUAAAGGUUCUUAAUUGUUACACAGAAAUGAUUGGAUAUUGAGAUAUUGUCUGGAAGCCUCUAAUUAAAAUGUGUCCAAGCAACAUUGUAGCACUUUGAGCCGUCACAUUGUAGAGUCACUGUGGUACUAUGGGCAGGACAUUUAAAACAUGCUAACUGGGGACCAUUGACUUACAUUGUUUUUUCAGUUAGCAAAGUGCUAAUAUUAGCAGUUGGUGGCAGCAAAAGCCAAGGAUAGGAUUACAGCCUUUCUUUGUCCAUAGACUGCAUUCAAGGUUAGGAAACACAUAUCAUUUAAUUAUGAUUUUACGAGUUGAAGUGGCUUUGGGUGAGUAGGCCUAUUCUCUAUCUGUCACAAUAAUUUACAUUUUAGUCAUUUAGCAGACACUCUUAUCUAGAGCGACUUACAGUUAGUGAGUGCUGGCCCCCCCCCGUGGGAAACAAACCCACAGCCCUGGUGUUGCAAGCGCCAUGCUCUACCAACUGAGCUAUUAUGGUCCUUGGUGUUAAUGUCAACCGCAAUGAUGUCAUGUUUAUGUAUGUAGGGCUCACAGGAGGUUGGAGGAACCUUAAUUGGGGAGGAUGGGCUCAUGGUAAUGUCUGGAGCAGAAUAGGUGGAAUGGUAUCAAAUACAUAGACACAUGGUUUCCGUGUGUUCGAUGCCAUUCCAUUCACGCCGUUCCAGCCAUUAUAAUGAGCCAUCCUCCCCUCAGCAGCCUACACUGGUAGGGCUCAUUGAUGGCCUUCUUGUCUAAACGACGGCUGCUUGUUCUCUGUAACAGAUGGAUGAUAUAGACGCCAUGUUCACUGACCUGCUGGGAGAGAUGGACCUCCUAACACAGGUAAGUUCUCACUGGGACCACUCUUACCCAUAAACUACACUUCCCAUGAUUCAUCAGAACAGAGAAGUGUUCUACCAGAAAUGGACAAACCAGAUGUAGGUCAGCAGCUGUGUUAAAUUAUUUUAUUGUUGAGACUCAGCCGUGUAGUGGUGUAACCCAGGGACUACAGCUAGAAAUGUGCCUUUUGGCUAAUUCUGGCACAUUUAGAGGAGAUGGUGAUUAUUGUACACUGUCCCUGUCAAAUAAAUUGAAUAAAGUGAAAGUGAAUAAUGAGAAAUGAAGUAACAUCAUCUGGUUUGAGUAAUGGACGCAAGCCACUCAUUUUAAGGUCAUAGUGGCGAGGCGUCCUCAUGCACUUUGGCCCUCCAUUACACUAUUAUGUAUCUGGCUUGCCAGACGAAACAUUUGACACAAAUAGAAGUCUGGCUCAGGCCUAUGUGCAUUGAACUCCUCUUAAAGGGACAUUUCAGUAUUUUACAACUUAACGUUAGAUGGUUCCUCACCUUGUAAGUAGUCUAUGGGCCAGGAGAAACUGUAAUCCAUGGCUUGGUUUUCUUUAAACAGCCAUUACAAACUUCAGCUAACUUAAGCCACCGCUAGCUAAACAUCAAUGAAAGUGAUAGGGGCAACAAAGGAAUCAAAAUAAAAAUCAUGACCGAAUUAACUCAACAUCGGGUUUGACGCUGCCAUAUCACUUCCAUUGAUUUUUAACUGCUAGCGGUGGAUAAAGUUAGCUGAAGUUUGUAGUGGCUGUUUAAAACAUGGAUUACGGUUUCUCAUGGCCCAUAGACUACUUUCAGGGUGAGGGACCAUCUAACGUCAAGUCGUAAAUUAUGGAUCUUCCCCUUUAAUGAUUGUAGCUCUAAGUUCAGGAGUGGUCCUAAAUGUUGUUACAUUAAAAAUCGAACGCUGCGGAAUGGGUCAAUAGUCAUCCUAUUGGAGAGCCACAAAUAUUAUGUCACUGUCUACAGAGUCUUAUCCAAAUUAGGAAGAAAAACUGUUUUAUUUGAAUAAUCAUUCUUCCUGAAUUUUAAGAGGAUCAAAUAUAAUUAAAAUUACGGCCAUGAUUGGAUUUAUACAUCAUUUGGGUUACUGCCUGGGAGCAUUCAGGCUAAUCAGACCUCAGAAUCCAUCCAGGAUUUUUCUACCCCAUGUACUCAAAGGUCUAAAAGUUUCAUUGAGCAUGGCUUUGAACGUGAAAACAUAUGUUUCUCUCUACGUUCAUCAGGUUUCAGUUGUGUGGCAGGGGAGAUCAUAUGCAGGUCGGCAGGUCGCCCGGUUCUAUAGACUGUUUAAGAGACAGUAUAUGAUUACUGGAGUUGCCUGCUGGGGAUGUUUAUGAAAACAUUGCAUUGCAGCUUUAAUAAUCCGUUUCCGUAUGAAAUCACAUCAUUGCCUUAGUGCAGAAGUUUUGCUUUCUUCUUUUUAAUUUUUUUAUUUGACAUAAAAAGUAUAAGGUCUGAAUUCUGACUGUGUUCCACACACCUUAUAAGCGUGGCUUCCCAGGACGUCCGUGAAGAAAAUAAAAAACAGAAUGUUUUUCUGGAGGGUUCUCUUUGAAUUAACUUACAAAUGCUGCAAACAUUGUUGGAGUGUUCUCUACACUCUUAGAAACAAAGGUGCUAUUUAAAACUUCGCCAUAGGAGAACCCUUUGAAGAACCCUUUUUUGUUCCAGGUAGAACCCUUUUGAGUUCCACGUAGAACCCUUUCCACAGAGGGUUCUACCUGGAACCAAAAAGGGUUCAACCUGGAACCAAAAAGGGUUCAACCUGGAACCAAAAAAGGUUAUCCUAUGAGGAUAGCCGAAGAACCCUUUUGGAACCCUAUUUUCUAAUAGUGUAUAUAAAACAUACAGUUCCUAUCUGUUCAUGUCCUAAAAUAUCUGUAUGCAAACUUCAUCUGAAACCUUUUUCUUGACAGAGUUUUGGGUAUGAAAAGGAUCCCUCAGAAACGUCAUCCAGCAGCUCGCAGAGAGAAAGCAACUUCUCUAUUGGGUUCGCAGAUUUGAACGGUGAGAAACACAUGCAACACUAGGUCAGCAAACAGUGGAAAUGUUAUCUUUAGAGUUGAUGCAUAUGACAUACUGUAAAUGUAUUUCAAGCCCUGCUUGCCGAUAGCAACCUUACUAAGCACAUUUGACUAGUACAGGAGUUAGACUGGUAAAAGUAUUCAUAAGAAGGGAAGUAGUUGUGUUAUCACGCUUACCCGCAUCCCUAUUUGAUCAGAUAAACCCUGCCCCCUAAUUUCCAUAUUCCUCUCUGGUAGAAUCUCUAAAUGAGCUAGAGGAUCAUGACCUGGAUGCUCUGAUGGCUGAUCUGGGGUCAGAUUUGGCGGAGACAGAGGAGACACUGAAUGCAGCCAAGACGGGACAUGUCCACACACAGCAGUCUGACUACUCCACCCCACAACAAAAUGUCCCCUUGUCCCAAAUGUCAUCGCUGGCAUCCUCCUCCUCAUCCUCUCUCCCACCUGAACCCUCCAAACCACAGCUAGCGGUAACUUCCAAUAGAUAUACUGUAUCCUGUGACUGACUGGGGUUUGGACCCUGGUUUCCUGCACGCCACAAGACUGUGUUAGCCCUCUGAGCUAAAGCCUAGGCGUUAGCCAGGGGAGCUAAUGUAAGUCUUCAGGUCUCAGGCAAGAACACAUAACUAUUUAUGUUAUAAAUGCAGGGGUACACAACAGCAGGCCCUUGAGUUCUGCAGUUAUUUCGAUUUCUGUAUAUCAAGGCAUCUUAACCUUUUUGUUUUUGUAGCUAUUUACUUCCAAUAUACAGUAAACGGUAGCACUUCUUCACACUCUUGCUCUUUUAAUUAAAAAUGAUACCUUCAUUUUUCCAGGGAGAAGCUGAAGCACAAGCCAAAGCUGACAAAAUCAAGCUGGCUCUGAAGAAGCUAAAAGAAGCCAAAGUUAAGAAGGUAUAUUGGGUUACUUUCACUAAACCAGCUAUAACAGCCUCACUUUGUGAGGAGUUGAGCUACCCCUAUAUCAUGUAUAGCACUGUGGGUUGGAGGAAAACGCUAUAUACACUCCCCUCCGUAUGUAUUUGGACAGUGAUGCUAAAAUUGUAAAUAACAACUCUAUACUCCACCAUUUUGGAUUUGAGAUCAAAUGUUUCAUAUGAGGCAACAAUCCAGAAUGUAACCUUUCAUUUCACGUCCUAUUGGGCAAAACAUCAUCCCGAAACACAAUCAAAACAAGCGGUAAAUGCAUCCAACAAGUUUGUAAAGUCACAAGGUUGAUGUAGUCAUUGUGUGCCAGGGAUAUGGGGCCAAAUACUAAACUUUCGACUUCUUUACACUAUAAGUGAAAUCUGUCCAAAUACUUAUGACGUCUUAAAAUGGGGGGGGGGGGGGGGGGGGGGGGGGGACGACUAGGUACUUAAAGUGCUUUCAUUUCUAAACGGUAAACACUCGAAUUAAAGGUGACAUUCUGUUCUAUGAAACAUUUGAUCUGAAAUCCAAAAUGCCGGAGAAUAGAGCCACAUUUAAAAUGUUAGCUUCAAUGUCCAAAUACAUCCGUAGGGGAGUGUAGAUACACAUCACUCUAGUAAUCAUUGUGAGCUGAUCUUCCCAUAGAAAUAUAAUUACUAGAAUGGCUAUCCCCAUUCAAGUCAAUGUUCUGUGAAUGGGUGGGCCGGUGGCCAUAUUGAGUGUCCCCAAUGAGCACUUUAUAUUUCUACGGUUGUUCCUAUGUACAACCUUCUAGUUGGUGAUCAAGGUGAUGAUGAGCGAUGGCAGCUCCAAGACACUGAUGGUGGACGAGAGACAGACGGUCAGGGACGUGCUGGAUAAUCUGUUCGAGAAGACCCACUGCGACUGCAGCGUGGACUGGAGCCUGUGUGAGACCAACCCUGAGCUGCAGACUGGUGAGGACUCACAUACACCAGACCUGGGUUCAAAUUGUAUUUGUUUCUGUCGAAUACUUUUGAGCAUUUGAUUGAGCCUGGCUGAAGUGCCAGUUGGGUCGGGUUUGCACUUUUUUGGACUCUUCCAUUUGGUUCCAUUGCACCAAGCAAGCUCAAUCAAGUGCAGUCAAAGUAUUUGAGGUAUGAUUUUAGAUAUGAUAUUGUAUGAUGAAUGUACAUCAUUUUCAUAAAGCAAUGAAGCUCCUAUUUUUUUCUCAAAACAGAAAGGGGAUUUGAAGACCAUGAAUAUCUAGUGGAGCCUCUUUCUGCAUGGACACGAGACAGUGAAAACCAAAUCCUUUUCCUUCUGAGACCUAACAAAUAUCUCUUCUUCAAAGACCCCCAGGUGAGUACAGUAGAGACCUGGGAAGUAUUGAUUCGGCACCAAACGGAAUAACAUUAACUGAAACAGGGAGAAACUACCUGGACCUCACCAAUAAGAAAUGUUCAUUUUUGUUUUCUGUUGCAAAAUGUUUUAAAACGUUUACUGUUGCAUGCCCCUUAUGAACAUGGCCCAGAGUUCACACAAAACAGUGAACUGUGCUUUCUAAUUUAACAGUGAAUUGAGCUCAUGGCGUGUUGCAUUGUUGCUACAUCUGUCUCUAUUUUUUGCCAACUUUUUAGCAAAACAAAAGAGUUGGUUAUAGUAGACAAACUGGCAACCAAGCACUGUGUUUUAGCUAUAUUACUGAGAUCCCUGUGCUGACAUUGUCUUUGCACCUCCAAGAUAUUCUACCUAUGGAAAAAAGACAAACAAUUUCUGAAUGAGAUAAAAGAAAGCCAUAAGGGACUUCUGCUAAAGGUGAGUUAUCAUCACAAACACACCUAUAGUGGACUCUGUAGCCUAUACGGUAAACACAUUCACUGUACCAAUAUAUUGUUGAAGGAGUUCUCCUUCCUCUAUAGAAAAUCAGGUUUAUACAAACCCUCGAACACUUCCACACACCUUAUUUUAAACGUCUGAAUCCAGGAAAACUUUGAGGGGCCUUCUGUCAUCGUCCCAGACCUGGAGGGGCUGCUGUUUCUGAAGGAGGACGGGAAGAAAUCGUGGAAACGUCGCUACUUCCUGCUCAGGGCUUCUGGGAUAUACUAUGUGCCUAAAGGAAAGACAAAGGUAAAGGAAGUGACGUAAUGACCAUCAAAUCGAUUUCACAGCAAGUCCAAUAAACAUCUUGUCCAAACAUAGAAAGUAUUUUUGAUAUACAGCAUACAGGCCAUUUAUGAACUUUUACAGAGACUUACACGUGUUGUUUCUACAUAGAACUGUGGUAAACCAGUAAUAAACAAUUAGUGUGGAAGUCCACAUUCCACACAUUCAUUCAUGUUGGGACAUUUCCCACUAAAACACUACUGUAGGAAAUCCUUACUAACUUACUGCAUCUCCAGUAAUAUGACCCAUAUGAACUGAAUUUGACUUAAGUCUACAUAUCCAGGUUUUCUCGUGUUUUUCUCCCUUGGCAGACAUCCAGGGACCUGGCGUGCUUCACUCAGUUUGACAAAGUCAACAUCUACACCACCACUGAUUACAAACAGAAAUACAAAGCACCCACAGACUUCUGCUUCAUCCUCAAGGUAGGCCAUCCAUGUUGGAGGAAAGAAUAGCAUGAUGGUUAUCCAUCUGUCUUUUACUCUUCUCCCAUCAACCCCCCGAGGUAACACACACACACACAGGCUGAAAGAAGCACAGGGUCAGUCAUAUUGUAAUGGUCCUGGAGCAAUUUUGGGGGUUAACUGCUCUGUAAAGCACUUAUAGAACCCAGAUGGAGAGGUUCAUGGUCAAAUCAAAUCAAAUGUUAUUUGUCACAUGCUUCAUAAACAACAGUGAAAUGCUUCCUUACGGGCCUUCCCAACAAUGCAGAGAGAAAAAUAAUUAUAAUAUAAAGAUAAUAACAGGAGGAAUAAAUACACAAUGAGUAACGAUAACUUGGUUAUAUACCACGGGUGGGUCUAAUCCUGAAUGCUGAUUGGUUAAAACCGCAUUCCAGCCGGUGUCUAUUCCACAAGUUACCACCGGCUAAAUCUAUGACGUUGAAAUGCCUAUUUACUCUGUUCCAUCUCACUGCGCAAUCAACUGUCUCGUCAACCCUGCCAGGAAAUGUAUAAACUUAAUGUCCACUAUAAAAUUCAUCUAGACAUUAUCUCCCAUUUCUUUUACACUAGCGUUUGGUUUUCAACAGCAGACAUUUGUAUAAACCUUGCUGUUUGUCUCUCCGACUUUUUCAAUAUUGUUUCAAUAUUGAAUUGCGAUCUCCACCGUCCCAUAUAAAAUGAAUGUGUCCGAACGAGACAGACAGCAAAUUGAGCUGGUUGUCAUAGCAACACACAAACCUUUUUCUCAGUUGACUGGCUAAAUCGAUACUUUGUUGCGAAAACUAAAAUGGAUGAGUGGAACAUUUAUUUUGAUCUUUUCGACGGCAUGAGUAUGGAUGAAUGGGAAAAAGAGAUGGCUAUAAUAGAGAACGCCCUUGCAUUUUAUCUCCACCCAAGGAGAGGAGAGUGUAUCUGGGACUCGAUCUGGGACACGUCAGAGCCGAUGGACGUGAACUAUCUUGGCAGCACUUCUACCGAAGAUCAGCAGGGCAGCGGGAACAACGACAUACACAAAUCACAGGACCACGACGGUCCAGAAACUGGCCCAUGCUGCUUUAGAAGCAGUGAGUGGGCAUCGGUGAGAAGGUUCGCUCCAUAGCUACUGGCGUCCGUCACUGACAGACAGAAAAAGAUGGAGCAACAUCCUGUCAGAAAACAAAGAGAACACUGCAGCACCAUCAACACCCAAAAGGCUGAAGCAAUGCAGCAGAAGUAGUAGAACAGGCUCCGACAGAUAUUUCAACCAAUGCACCAUCCAGGGGAAUGUACAGAUAAAUGUGACAUACAAUAAGUAGCUAUAGCUUUUUCAGCUGUGGUGGGAUAACAAAGAGAAUGUAUGGUUUCAUUUAUUAAAAUCAGCUCAAAUGAAUGUCAUGGAUUGUCUUUCUUUUGUCUGAACAGUGUCCUGACAAGCGAGCACAUUUUCUCUGCCAGGCAAAGACGCGCAUCAUAAGCUCAUUGUUAUGGAUGUGUCCGAAUAAUUCUAACUAGAAAACCGCUUAAACAAAUGCAAAUGCAGCUACUUUGCUGUUAUUCUGGCUGCACUUUUUGACGUGACUGUAAAUUAGCCGUAGUUGGCUAGAUACCAAGCAAGGGAGAAGAACGUAGCCAGCCAGUAUGGCAAUGGAACAUUUAGAACGAACGACUGGGUCGCAUCUAUAGAUACAGAACAAAAAGACUGAACGACUGGGUCGAGUCUCUAGCAACAAAACUGAACGACGGGUCGGUCUCUAGCAACCCUAGAUUUGUGUCGGGACUAUAUCUUGUGUAAGGAUGAAAUAGUACGAAUAAAUUAAUAAAAAUAACAUUUUUACUGAAAAUAUGUCAAUCAUUAUUUGAAUAUGUUGGUAACCCGUUGUAUAAAAGUGAUAAUGCCCUCGAAGCCGGUGUUUGUUGGAUAUAUUGGCACGGUUUGUCGGCCCUCGACUUCGUAUCCGGCCUAAUAACGCCCGUGCCAAUAUAUCCAACAACCUGCUUCUCGGGCAUUAUCACUUGAAUAUACACGGGGUACAAGUACCGAGUCCAUGUGCAGGGGUACGAGGUAAUUGAGGUAGAUAUGUACAUAUAGGUAGAGAUAAAAUGACUAGGCAACAGGAUAGAUAAUAAACAGUAACAGCAGCAUAUAUGAUGAGUCAAAAGAGUUAGUGCAAAAAGGGUCAAUGCAGAUAGUCUGGGUAGCUAUUGGUUAACUAUUUAACUAACUAUUUAGCAGUCUAAUGGCUUGGGGGGUAGAAGCUUUUCAGUGUCCUGUUGGUUCCAGACUUGUGCAUCGGUACCACUUGCCAUGAGGUAGCAGAGAGAGCAGUUUAUGACUUGGGUGGCUGGUGUUUUUGACAAUUUUUAGGGCCUUCCUUUGACACUGCCUGGUAUAGAGGUCCUGGAUGGCAGGAAGCUUGGCCCCAGUGAUGUACUGGGCCGUACGCACUACCCUCUGUAGCGCCUUGCGGUCGGAUGCCAAGCAGUUGAGAGAGCGAGAGAGAGAGAGAGAGAGAGAGAGAGAGAGAGAGAGAGAGAGAGAGAGAGAGACACACACAGAGAGAGAGAGAGAGACACAGAGAGAGACACAGAGAGAGACACAGAGAGAGAGACACAGAGAGAGACACAGAGAGAGACACAGAGAGACAGAGAUUCCUUAGUGAUGUGGACACAGAGGAACGAACUUGAAGCUCUCUACCUCCUCCACUAAGCCCCAUCAAUGUGGAUGGGGGCGUGCUCAGUCGUGCAUGGUUUAGACCAACUGGGUUGAAAGAUGCACUACAUUAUGGGUAUCUGGUCGCUGUUUUAAAGUUUGGGUGUCCAUUUUGUGCCAUUUAGUGUAUUGAAGCUCAAAUCGAUUUGUUGAAAACUAUUUGAAACCCUUCUCCAGCCCAAAAAAAUUAAUUUGCAACAAUACAAAUGCUAAGUUUUGAGGGCCAGCAAGGCAAAACAUAUUUGAAUAUUUGCAUGUUUAAAUAUAAACCUAAUUAACAGGAAGUUGUGCACUAUUGCAACUACUAUAACACAUUUCCACGGCACCACCACACACAGACAGACAUCUGCUGUGUAUGUUGCCAUAGUGAUCUCUGAACGACCAUACAAAACUAUCUGUUAUGAGGAACGAAAGAGAGACAGAGCGAAAGAGAAAGACAUAAAGACAGAGACAGAGACAGAGAUAGACAGACAGGUAGAAAGGCAGACCGACCAACAGACAGGAAGACAGACCAACAGACAGACAGGCAGACCAGCAGACAGACAGACAGAAAGACAGGCAGACCAACAGACAGACAGGCAGACCAGCAUACAGACAGAAAGACAGGCAGACCAACAGACAGACAGGCAGACCAACAGACAGACAGAAAGACAGGCAGACCAACAGACAGACAGGCAGACCAGCAUACAGACAGGCAGACCAGCAGACAGACAGAAAGCGCAACCAACAGACAGACAGGCAGACCACAUACAGAAGGCAGCCAGCGACAGACAGAAGACAGGCAGACCAACAGACAGACAGGCAACCAGCAUACAGACAGAAAGACAGGCAGACCAACAGAGAAGGCAGCCAGAUACAGCAGACAGAAAGACAGCAGACCACAGACAGACGGCAGACGAGCUACAACAGACAGAAGACGGCGACCAGCAUACAUACAGAGAAGACGACAGACAGAGGUCAACUUAAACGACCUGUCAGUCAUCAAGAGGCAUUUUAAUAAGGAACGUUUCCCCUACCCAGGAUAUAAUUUUCUCAACAAAGAAUGAAAGCAGGGGGAGUGAGGUGUCAGUUGGUUGAAGCAGGGGCAGGUCUGACACAUGCUGGGUUGUGGCAUACCUUCAAAAGAGCAUUCAGGGUCGGGUACUUACAAACUUGCAGCUGGGUUGAGCUGUGUCUGAUGGUUCUUAGUUUGCAACUACAAUUCACUGCUCAACCCCCAUGUUCUCUCCAUACCUGGGUUCAAAUACUACUUGAAAUCUUUUUUUAUACUUUGAGCUUGCUUUGUUUACUUUAGCCUGCUUGGAGUGCCAGAUGGGCGGAGUUUGCACUUUUCCUACUAUCCUAUUGGUUCCAUCGCGCCAUGCAAGCUUAAAUCAAGCCCAGUUAAAGUAUUUGAAAUAAUUUAAAAUAGUAUGUAAACCUGCCCCUAUGUUCUCUCUAUGUUUCACAUUUUCAGGAAAUGAACAUAGCGAGGAGCUAAGUUGAUGAUAGUGAUGGUAAGGUCAACCAAUAAGGAAGUGAAUGUAGUUUGAUGAAGUUCACAAGAAUUGACUUAUAUUAGGCAGACAGACCUAUUUUAACUGUUACCAGGUAAGAACAUUUUAGAUGAUGCAUCACCAUUCAGUUACUUGCAGAACCAUGUCUGACAAUGAUCUGUUUCUAAAGGUACAUCACAGAAGUUGAGUUGAGUUCCUAACUGUUUACCUUGAACUUGAGCUUAUAUUUCAAGGGUAUGGUUCAUAACAACAACAGAUGAGCUGAAUCUAUUUCUGUUUUGGAUACUUUUUUUUUCCCUCACCAGUGUCCCUAGAGGCAGAAAGUUAGUGUGAAAGAAGAGUGCAACUUCAAAUAAGGGAUUUUAUUUCAAACAGGCAACAAAGUUAUGGUUCAAAUCAGGACCUUUAUUUUUUAAUCACCAUUUAUUUUGGGUGUAUGGGAAUGUUCAGGUACUCUUUAACAUGACUGAGAAAGGUUCUUACCGUUCGAGGAGUCAAGGGGUCGAGGACAUGGUAGUGAAGUGCACAUGACGCUCCAUCUUACGGCUUGGCUAAUGUGAGCCUUGAUCGCCUCCUGCUGGCUCUUUGAUGAACUACGAAAUAAAUUAAUACUGGACAACUUGAACAAAGACACAUUGCAUCAAGCGUCAGUUUCUCGUGACAAGACAUUGCAUGCAUGGGAGAUUUUGCUGUACGCGCAGAAAUUACCAUCAGUACAAUAUGUUCUGUUCUUUCCCUGCAGCAUCCUCAGAUCCAGAAGGAGUCCCAGCACAUAAGAUUCCUGUGUUGUGACGAUGAGCACACUCUCUCCCUCUGGGUCAACUCCAUCAGAGCAGCCAAGGUUAGAUUUUACUCAUACCCCUUUUCACACUGUGGACCUGAACCACACUGUGGACCUGAACCACACUGUGUUGCCUCAGUUAGUUCCCUUUUACAUUACUUGUUCCCAGCACGGUUCCAGCAACUAUGGUGAAUGCGUAACCAGGCCAGCACAGUACAGCUCAGCUCUGUUCGGUUCAGUAGGGGUACAACAGUCCAAUUGUGUAUGGGCUGUGAGUCCUAUGUUGUGUGUACCUACUGUAUCUAUCUUUGUUCAGUAUGGGGUCACUCUGUACCACAACUAUCAGACGGCAGUGAGGAGGGCCUUAACCCCCACCUCCACUCUGCAUCUGACCGGUCUGCCUGCCUCCAACCCUCCCACACAUUCUACUGGGCACAGAGGUGAGACACAAUCACACACACGUGCAUGCACAAACGAAUGCUCGCUCGCUCACACACACACACACACACAUACACACACACAGAAAAUGAAUUUUUCAACCCCAAAACGUAAUGUAAAUAAUACAUAUCAUUUUCCUCUCCUCAGCAACAUUGAGGUCCAAUGGACACCCUGCUCAGGACGACCUCUCUGAACCGCCCCCAGACUUUAUUCCCCCGCCCCCUCCUGGGUGGGGCUCUGGGGUCUAG